CGCUGCUGUUCCGCCACACAGACGGACGGACCGACGGACGGAGUGUGCUCGCUCUCUGUGCGCCUCGGCUGCUGUGCGCUCCUGCCGUCGCGGUCUCUUGUCUUUCUCGCUCCAUUUCUGUGCGCGUGCGCGUGUGUCACCCCCAGUCCUCUCCUGUCCGGUCCAGCUUGGGUGUCGAGGUGGAGGUAUGUAGCACCGGAUUGACCGCGCCGAGCAGCAUGUAGCACCUGGAGCACCGCGCACAUCGUCUCCCCUCCUGCGCUGCUCCCUCCGUCUUCUCUCCCUCCUGGAGCGGUCAUUUCUCUUCUCGGGAAAGCAUCGCCUGCGCGUGGAUUUUCGGGGAUUUUUUUGGGGGUGGGUGGGGGGAUUUAUUUAUUUUAGAGGAGUGUUUGUGUGUGUUCAUCGCCGCCGCUCUGCACCUCUCGGUCGAUGGUCGUUGAGGAAGCUUCCAUCUUGAGUCCCGUAUCUACCGAGAGAACCAUGGCGAGCGACUCCCCUGCGCGGAGUCUGGACGAGAUAGACCUGUCUGCACUACGGGACCCAGCUGGAAUCUUUGAGCUGGUUGAACUGGUUGGAAAUGGCACCUACGGGCAGGUCUACAAGGGUCGCCAUGUCAAAACAGGCCAGCUUGCUGCCAUCAAGGUCAUGGACGUCACAGGAGAUGAGGAGGAGGAGAUUAAAGCAGAGAUCAAUAUGUUAAAGAAGUAUAGCCACCACAGAAACAUUGCCACCUACUAUGGAGCCUUCAUCAAGAAGAACCCUCCAGGAAUGGAUGACCAGCUUUGGCUGGUGAUGGAGUUCUGUGGGGCCGGCUCGAUUACGGAUCUGAUCAAAAACACCAAAGGGAACUCUCUAAAGGAGGAGUGGAUCGCCUAUGUCUGCAGAGAGAUCCUCAGGGGUCUGACCCACCUCCACCAGCACAAGGUCAUCCACAGAGAUAUCAAGGGCCAGAAUGUGUUGCUGACAGAGAACGCAGAGGUCAAACUAGUGGACUUUGGUGUGAGCGCCCAGCUAGAUCGUACAGUGGGACGGAGGAACACAUUUAUUGGGACACCGUACUGGAUGGCCCCGGAGGUCAUCGCCUGCGAUGAGAACCCUGAUGCCACAUAUGACUUUAAGAGUGAUCUGUGGUCGCUCGGUAUCACAGCUAUAGAGAUGGCAGAGGGAGCACCACCUCUGUGCGACAUGCAUCCGAUGCGAGCGCUCUUCCUCAUCCCCAGAAAUCCUGCCCCCAGACUCAAGUCUAAGAAGUGGUCAAAGAAGUUCCAGUCCUUCAUAGACAGCUGUCUGGUGAAGAGUCACAGUCAGAGGCCGAGCACCGAGCAGCUCCUCAAACACCCGUUUAUCAGGGACCUUCCCAACGAGCGGCAGGUCCGCAUCCAGCUGAAGGACCACAUCGACCGUACCAAGAAGAGGAGGGGGGAGAGGGAUGAGACGGAGUACGAGUACAGUGGGAGUGAAGAGGAGGAUGAAGAGAGGGACGUUGGAGAGCCCAGUUCCAUCAUCAACAUCCCUGGUGAAUCCACUUUGAGGCGGGACUUCCUGCGCCUCCAGCUGGCCAAUAAGGAACGGUCAGAGCUGAUUCGGCGUCAGCAGCUGGAGCAGCAGCAGAACGAGGAACACAAACGCCAACUACUGGCUGAGAGACAGAAACGUAUCGAGGAGCAGAAAGAGCAGAGGAGACGGCUGGAGGAGCAACAGCGUCGAGAGCGCGAGAUGAGGAAGCAGCAGGAGCGAGAACAGAGGAGGAGGUACGAAGAGAUGGAGCAAAUCCGUCGAGAGGAGGAGAGGAGGCACGCGGAGAGAGAGCAGGAGUAUAUCCGUAGGCAGCUGGAGGAGGAGCAGAGGCAGCUGGAGAUCCUACAGCAGCAGCUCCUGCAGGAGCAGGCCUUACUGCUGGAGUACAAGAGGAAGCAGAUUGAGGAGCAGCGGCAAGCUGAGCGGCUGCAGAGACAGCUGCAACAGGAGCGAGCGUACCUGGUGUCGCUGCAGCAGCAACAGCAGGAGCCGCCGCGACCGCCGCAGGAUAAGAAGCAGCUGUACCACUACAAAGACCAGGCGCCCGGCAGCAACGACAAGCCCGCCUGGGCCAAAGAGGUGAUGCGUCGAGCUCAGAGCAACUCACCUCGUAUUCCUCCCAAGAAAUACCACUCCUUCAGGGAGCCACGAGAAGUCAACCUCGACAACCUCCUCUUACUCCCCGGUUACAAACCUCGCCGCCGCCGCCCCCCUUCCUACCCCGCCCAUGACAGUCCUUCUAGGGAACACCUCCAUGUGCCUCGCAUCCGUAUUACGUGUGUCCCUGAGUCCUCUCGGGCAGGGCAGCACCAGCAGGAUCACGGCAGGAGCCCCGGACGGAGACCAGGCAGGAGCCCCAAGCGGAGCCCAGGCAGGAGCUCCCACAGGAACUCCAAUAGGAGCCUCAACAGGAGCCCUGACUCCAGAGGCCGGAGCCCUGGGCGCCGGGUGGAGGAGCAUUAUAAGAUGAACAGACAGACUUCUCCUGCAUUGCAGCACAAAGUCUCCAACCGGAUCUCGGACCCAUCGCUGCCGCCCCGCUCCGAGUCCUUCAGCAGUGGAGGCAUCCAGCAGGCACGGACCCCGCCGAUGCACCGCUCUGUUGAACCACAGAUGGCCCACCUGGUGCAGGUGAAGAGUCACGGUCUGUCAGGCUCCCAGUCUCUGUACGACCCCCACGGCGUGUCCUCCUCCUCGGCGUCGCCCUCCCCCUCCCGGCCUCCCAUGCCCCGGCAGAACUCCGACCCCACCUCCGACACCCCUCCUCCCCCGCCCCUCUCCCGCCUGGCGCCCCCCCUCGACAAGUUGGACCGCAGCACCUGGCUGCGGCAGGACGACGACAUGCCCCCGAAGGUUCCUCAGAGGACGACUUCCAUCUCUCCUGCUUUGGUCAGGAAACACUCUCCUGGAAAUGGACCCGGCCUGGGACCUCGGGCUGGAGCUCAUCUCAUACGGGCGAGCAACCCCGACCUGCGGAGGACCGACGUUUCCAUGGAGACGCCCCUGAAGAGGACGAGCAGCGGCAGCUCCUCCAGCUCCAGCACCCCCAGCUCCCAGGGAGGUUCCAACGAACGAGGUAAUUCAGCUGCUAAGACUGAAGGCUCGACACUUUCUUCCCAUGAGACCAAAGAUGACGGCAGAGAGGUGACACGACCCAGCAGGCCUGCAGAUCUAACGGCUCUGGCCAAAGAGCUGCGAGAGCUGCGGCAGGGAGAGGAAACCAGCCGCCCGCCCGUCAAAGUGACAGACUAUUCAUCGUCCAGUGAGGACUCUCACAGCAGCGAGGAUGAGGAGGGAGAGGGUGGAACUAAUGAUGGGACAGUAGCUGUCAGUGAUAUACCACGGAUUAUGCCGGCAGCGAGUCAAGGUACCAAUGAGUCCUUUGGCAUGGGAGGUCACAACGACGCUCAUGACGACUCAUAUGGAAACAGCUCCCAGGACAGCACCCUUAUGAUGCGUGAGAAACAUGGGGAACGGAGGCGGAGCUCUGCCGCCAGCAAUGGUUUCCCUGGCAACGCUAAUCUGUUCCCCGGCAACGCAAAUCUCCCUGAUUUGGUGCAGCAAAGCACCUCCCCCCUGGUCUCCCCUGGCGACGCCUCUGGGGCCCAAUAUGGGAUGGGAAGCAGCGGAGGCUCCAAGUCUUCCUUCACACCGUUCGUAGAUCCAAGGGUGUAUGGGACCUCCCCGACUGAUGAUGACGAUAACAUCUCUGCCUCAGCGUUGUUUGCUGAUGAGCUGCUGAAGCAGGAGCAGGAGCAGGCGAGGCUCAACGAGGCCCGGAAGAUCUCUGUGGUCAACGUCAACCCAACCAACAUCAGACCGCACAGCGAUACGCCCGAGAUCCGCAAAUACAAGAAACGCUUCAACUCUGAGAUCCUCUGUGCGGCUCUCUGGGGAGUGAAUCUGCUGGUGGGGACAGAGAAUGGCCUGAUGCUACUGGAUCGAAGCGGUCAAGGCAAAGUUUACAACCUGAUCAAUCGACGGCGCUUCCAACAGAUGGACGUCCUGGAGGGACUCAACGUCCUGGUCACCAUCUCAGGGAAGAAGAACAAGCUGCGUGUUUACUACCUGUCCUGGCUGAGGAACAGGAUAUUACAUAACGACCCUGAAGUGGAAAAGAAACAGGGUUGGAUCACUGUUGGGGAGCUGGAGGGCUGUGUGCACUACAAAGUUGUAAAGUAUGAGAGGAUAAAAUUUUUGGUGAUUGCUCUGAAGAACUCAGUGGAGAUCUACGCCUGGGCACCUAAACCUUACCACAAGUUUAUGGCCUUCAAGUCAUUCACUGACCUGCAACAUCGCCCUCAGCUGGUUGACCUGACAGUGGAGGAGGGACAGAGGUUAAAGGUCAUCUAUGGCUCCAGUGUUGGCUUCCAUGUCAUCGAUGUGGACUCUGGAAACCCCUACGACAUCUACAUCCCCUCACAUAUUCAGGGUCAGGUGACUCCACACGCCAUUGUGGUUCUGCCCAAGACGGAUGGCAUGGAGAUGCUGCUGUGCUACGAAGACGAGGGCGUCUACGUCAACACCUACGGACGCAUCACCAAAGACGUGGUGCUGCAGUGGGGCGAGAUGCCCACCUCCGUCGCCUACAUCCACUCCAACCAGAUCAUGGGCUGGGGAGAGAAGGCCAUUGAGAUCCGCUCCGUGGAGACGGGACACCUCGACGGAGUUUUCAUGCACAAGCGAGCUCAGCGACUGAAGUUCCUGUCAGAAAGGAAUGACAAGGUUUUCUUCGCCUCAGUGCGUUCUGGAGGCAGCAGCCAAGUCUUCUUUAUGACCCUGAACAGAAGCUCCAUGAUGAACUGGUAACCUUUCUCCUUCGACCCACAACCCUCCUCUUCUUAACUCUGAACAUCGCCCGACAUCAGGAGAGAGGGAUAACAGGAGGACAGCGUGUGUGUGUGUGUAUGUGUGUGUGUGUUUGUGGAGGAAAAUGUGGAGUUGCUGAAUGGACGAUUGAGCAACUGGAGGAAGAGUUAAACCACAGGAGUGUGCCACCCCUGUAUAGACACCCUCCAACUAUAGGGGGGCGCUACAGGCCCCAUGGAUGAUUUCACUGCCUGCUGGACAAAGGUGACUCCACGCAUUGACAGUGGGCGAUGCCUUCACCUUCCCUGUGGACUGUUCGAUGGGCUGAUGGUUGUGCUUGAGGGUUUUGAUCCAGACUUUAAAGGACACUGACAUCAUGCCGAGUAGCCUUUGACCUCCUCACUGGAUUGAAUGGGGACCUGUGGAGAAGUUCUUUGUGUAGCACAUUAAUGAUUUCUUACAGGGUGUUCACACUGCGAGUACGAUUCGUCGUUCGACUCUGCUUGUUGGUGGUAAUGCAGGGGUGCUGAAGCCAAUCAGAAAUCUUUUGGUGCGCUGUGUUACAGUGAGUAAACAUUACUGGUUAUUAAGGUAGCAUCAAUAGAGGAAGAAAACUUGACUUUGCAUUGACCAAAAUAGUGGAUGCAAAUGUUUUUGAGACAAGCUUAUCUGAAGUGUGUCAGUUUAAAAGUUACUCUUAGCUGAACCAAAAUCACUUCAUCCACACUAAUCUCGGUUUUCCCCAUCGGUUUGGCCCUGUGUCCACACUGAGCUAUGUUUUUCUCUCCCAAACAUUUUAACUUUUUGAAAACAAAGUACAAAAAACAAUAAACUAUUCAAAUGUUUCACUGUCACAACAUCAGCCUGAACAGACAUGGCCAUCGACAUUUUGGCAGUUAAGUUAAAAAGCAACUGAUCACUGGAUGUUGACAAGACAUCAAGUAAAGUCUCAUUUGCAAUCUGUGAUUUCAGAUUGUUCUAGACGACAAUCGUGAGAAAAACGUGGUGAAAUCUUUGGACCAUGGUCCUCCUAGAUCUUACUGUUAUAUUUACUAUUGUAGAGCAAACAUGGCGAAGCAAAUUUAAAUUAAAUUUAAAUUUUCUUCAUUUGUCAAUCCACACAAUCAAUCAGUUGGCAGAUGAAAUGUA
Messenger RNA from Epinephelus lanceolatus (giant grouper), 5976 nucleotides. NCBI's taxonomy places the organism in Eukaryota, Metazoa, Chordata, Actinopteri, Perciformes, Serranidae. The record is from RefSeq and is a predicted model, not a curated record.